Molecule: messenger RNA, 2143 nt
Organism: Blepharisma stoltei
Lineage: Eukaryota; Ciliophora; Heterotrichea; Heterotrichida; Blepharismidae
Source: the annotation of a GenBank genome assembly
AUGAUACAUUUUGAGUUUGAUAUCGCCUUAAGCGCACCUGGCAGCAGCAUUGCAACUUGUGCCACCAUCGGCCCAAGGUCUUUUCAAGUUGUUGCUGCUGGUGAUGAUGCUAAAAACAUCAGACUCUGGAAAAUUACAAGAAAAGAGUCCCUCUUAAAUCUUCAAGGGCAUUCUUCUGAUAUAACAACUGUAGCUUUUUCGCCAAACGAAGAAGAAGUCUAUUCUGGAUCAUUCGGCGGCACAGUAAUCAUAUGAGAUUUAAAAUCCCAACGGCCUAUCAGCAGCUUAAAAGGCCACAUGUCAUCAUGCACAACAAUUGCUCCAUUUCCAGCAGGCCAACAAAAUUACCUCGCAACUGGAUCUACAGACUGCAAUGUAAAGAUAUGGGACUUAAGGAAAAAAGCUUGCGUGCAAACCUUCAAAGGUCACAGAGGGCCAGUAAAUGUAGUCGAAUUCAGCCCGGAUGGAAACUUUUUAGCAUCAGGAGGAGUUGAUGGGAACAUAAAAUUGUGGGAUUUAAAUACAUCGAGGAAAAUAUUUGAGUUCUCUAUAAGCAAUUCACCAAUCACAUGCAUGAGCUUCAAUCCUCAACAUUUAACUAUAGCUUCUGGCCAUCAAGAUAGAGUAGUCCAAUACUGGGAUAUGGAAAACUUCGGUCACAUUUCUUCAACUGCGCCAGAUUCUUUGCCUAUUCAAAGAAUUUGCUUUGAUGAUGAUGGGACUGUUUUAUUUUCAGCCACAAAUGACUCUUUGAAGUCAUGGGAUAUUGAGCAUGGAGACUUGUCAGGAGUUUAUGAAACAACAUGAAGAGGAGUGGAAGACUUAAAAGUCAACUCAAAAGAUGGGAUGAUUGUGGGCUUGUCAAUUAAUGGGACUUCGUUCGCAUAUUGGACUCAAGACUUAAAUGCAAAUACAGCUGCUGCUAGAAUAGAGAGAGAUUAGUUUAUGAGAUUACAGAGGGGUUUUAUUGGGCCCCUUUCCAGUCGAGCUUCAGCAUCGUGCUCACGUUGCGCUAAGCACUAAAGCCACCUGACGCCUUUGCUCCUUUUCGGACUACCAAAAAUGUUUACGUCAGUCUGCAGAGGAGACUCACCGAAACCUACUUGGACCAAAAAUUUCAGCAUAGGACUCUCUUAAACCCUGAUAGUGCUCAAGGUAUAAGGGAGGCGUCCGUUCUCCUUCUGAAACCACCUCUGCCAUUUAUAGGCAGCACAAUGCUCCUCCAGAAAUGUCCGAUUUUAGCUACACCAUCGGUCCUCUUGUCUGCGGGUUGAGAGAAAGCCCAGCAGCCAGCCCAAGUCUUCACCCUACCCUGGAAAAGUUGCCACCUGCGACUAAGUGGCCUUCCGGCCGCUUUAAUUUUUCUAAACGUCCAAAGUUUUGGGAUAUUUUUUUCCUAUCGCUACUAAGUCAUCGUGCAGCCAUAAUUACAAAAAUUGCUAGAAUAGAAGAACAAAAAGUAGUUCCAAAUAUCCCAAAAGCCAAGAAAAAGUCCAAGUCUGACAUGAUGACAAGCUUUGUAGCAGCAAAUUCUGAAGAGCCAGUUGGGCUUGAUGUAAAUGAUUUUAUGCCAAGAAACGCUCUUCCAGUAGAAAAUACUGAAGAAAUCAUAAACGAAAUCUAUAAAAACCAUAGCAGUAUCCUUUCUGUCAUCAAAAGGCGAACUGAAAACGCUUCACUAGUAGUAAGCUAUUGAGCAAGAGGAGACGUUAACGCUACAAUAAGCGCAUUAAAUAUGAUGAAUGAUAUAUCAGUAACUGCUGACGUGCUAAAAUACAGCCUCGUUGAUAGUAAAGCUGAAGGGCUAAAUUUAGAGCACUGCGCAUUAAUAGUAAACCUGGCUAAAGGGCUUAUUGACUCAAAAUACGAAUCUUAUAUAAGGACUGGAAUUAAUGUUGCUUCUUUAAUGCUAAAACAGUUUAGAGAUAUCGUCACAUCUACUUUGGUAGCGCCAGUAAUGGGAGGGGUGGAUCUGAGCCGAGAAGAAAGAAUGAGAAAAUGCGAAAACUGCCUAAUUGCGUUCACUUCUAUAUAUGACUCUCCAAGCUUAGCUAAAAAUGCAAACAGAGAAAAUCAAGUUGGAGCACUUGCGAAGGAGCUACAGAAGAGCUUGGAAACAUUUAUUUGGGAAACCAAAAGAUAG